Molecule: messenger RNA, 547 nt
Organism: Rattus rattus (black rat)
Lineage: Eukaryota; Metazoa; Chordata; Mammalia; Rodentia; Muridae
Product: interleukin-3
Exons: 5
Coding region: 18-518 (166 amino acids)
Biological process (GO): immune response
Cellular component (GO): extracellular region
Molecular function (GO): interleukin-3 receptor binding; growth factor activity
Source: RefSeq, a predicted model, not a curated record
AGGACCAGAACGAGACAAUGGUUCUUGCCAGCUCUACCACCAGCAUCCUCUGCAUGCUGCUCCCGCUCCUGAUGCUCUUCCACCAGGGACUCCAGUUUUCAGUCAGUGCCCACCAUUUACUCAGGAUGUUGGAUUGCAGGACUAUUGCCUUGGAGAUUUCGGUGAAGCUCCCAAAUCCUCAGGUAUCUGAACUCAAUAAUAAUGACGACAACGCCAAUCUGAAGAAUAGUACCUUGCGGAGAGUAAACCUGGACGAAUUCAUAAAAAGCCAAGAGGAGUUUGAUUCUCAGGACACAUUGGACAUCAAGUCCAAACUUCAGAAACUUAAGUGUUGUAUUCCUGCAGCUGCGAGCGACUCUGCGCUGCCAGGUGUCUACAAUAAAGAUCUGGAUGACUUUAAGAAGAAACUGAGAUUCUACGUGAUCCAUCUUGACGACCUGCAGCCAGUGUCCGUCUCUAGACCACCUCAGCCCACAUCUAGCUCUGACAACUUCCGCCCUAGGACCGUGGAAUGUUAAAGCAGCAGGCAGAGCAACUGGAGCCUGAA